AUGCCCUCGAUUACCGCGACUCGCCCUGAAGGCUCCAAUGGAUUAGCCUUAGAAGCCUGGGGACAGGGACUGAUGGUGGGCUCCCUGAUUGUGAUGAUCGCGGUCACUGUGGCCAACAUGAAGGUGAAUGUCCUGCUCCAUAAGCUGAUUGCUGCUGAGCUGGUCCUCGCUAUCGCUCACGGAACGUUUAUCUUCGUACAACCUCCGACCUAUGGCUGGUAUCUAUCAAUUACAGCUAUCGGCCUCAAUACAUCCUGGUCCCUACACAACUUGAUCGCCUGGCUGAAGAUUCGGCCUUUUCUCAGAAGAAAGCCGCGGGCAAACAAAUUCUACUUGAUUAGUCUAUUCGCGGCUCAGCCAUAUUGGAUUGUUGAGAUCUAUGCCAACUUUGCCUUCUUUAAUCAUGGUGACACAUUGUUUCUGAGGACCCGGCCUCUUGAGCCUCUGUUUCGAGACCCAUGGUGGAUCUUCACAUCUUGUUACCUAGUAAGCAGGAUCCGCCACGCAUAUUCACGUUCUUUAUGGGAAAUCGUGCGGGAUAGCCCCCGAUUUGGUGGUAUGAUCUUUUUCUUGGCUCUCUCCAUCUGCUUCACUAUUGUGGAUACGUGUGCGGUUUCCGGCGCGUUCCAUCUCAACCUCCCUCUGGGAAUCGAGCCAUUCUGGAAGUUGGCAUUUGUUUUCAAGUGCUUAAGUGACACAAUCAUCUUGGAUGAUUUUGGGAGUGCACUAGACCGUGUACGACGCCGCACCAACCCGCAGGAUCUUGAACUACGUUCUUUCGAUGCAGAAAGCUCGCCGCAUCGCGUAUUGGUACAACGGCCUGCACCUGUGCUCGAACCUGAAAGAAGUGGGUGGUACCGCUAG
Molecule: messenger RNA, 864 nt
Organism: Aspergillus calidoustus
Lineage: Eukaryota; Fungi; Ascomycota; Eurotiomycetes; Eurotiales; Aspergillaceae
Source: the annotation of a GenBank genome assembly